This is a messenger RNA of Amoebophrya sp. A25, 228 nucleotides long. NCBI's taxonomy places the organism in Eukaryota, Dinophyceae, Syndiniales, Amoebophryaceae. The record is from the annotation of a GenBank genome assembly.
AUGUUUGGUUCAACCUCCACCUACACUGGUCUGGGCCACGCCACUCGUGUCGGGGGUGUCGACAGUGCACUGUCAUCAGCGACAGUGUCUACGUCGUCUUCAAGGGGAGGCCGGCACACACGGCCCGGGCUGUGGAGUCUCCGACCAGUGUUGAAAGACAGAUACGGUGUAGAGUUUGUCAAUUACGGUAUGCGCAUGUGGGGAGGACAAAAUAGCGAUAGCGUGGAG